Molecule: messenger RNA, 4632 nt
Organism: Pangasianodon hypophthalmus (striped catfish)
Lineage: Eukaryota; Metazoa; Chordata; Actinopteri; Siluriformes; Pangasiidae
Gene: phka1a
Product: phosphorylase kinase, alpha 1a (muscle)
Exons: 33
Coding region: 233-3928 (1231 amino acids)
Biological process (GO): glycogen metabolic process
Cellular component (GO): phosphorylase kinase complex
Molecular function (GO): calmodulin binding
Source: RefSeq, a predicted model, not a curated record
GGGAAACUCGUAUUUACGGUAAUUCCGAUUGCACUUGAAGGGAGCAUAAAUGGUUGUAGUAUAUUUGACAGCUGUGUGGUAGUGGACACGCGAUUCCUAGGCUCUAAGUUGGAGGUGUCCAGUCUGUAGAUUUAGGAGAAGUCUUCUGAGCUUCAUUGCAGGUUUGUAAACUUUAUAAGGAUGUCGGUGAAACUUAGUGACUGAAGGAGCAACGGAGUGAAGUGAAGGCAAAAUGAGGAGUCGCAGUAAUUCUGGAGUCAAACUCGACAACUAUGCUCGGAUAAUUCACCAAACUAUCCUUCGCCACCAAGAUCCAGUGACUGGUCUUCUUCCUGCGAGUGAGGAACAGCCGGAUGCCUGGGUCAGGGAUAACGUCUACAGCAUCAUCUCUGUGUGGGCUCUAAGUCUAGCCUACAGGAAGAAUGCAGACCGGGACGAGGACAAGGCCAAGGCUUACGAGCUGGAGCAGAGUGUUGUGAAGCUUAUGAGAGGCCUACUUCAGUGCAUCAUGCGGCAGCUGGACAAAGUGGAGAAAUUCAAGUACAGCAAGAGCACCAUGGACUGUGUCCAUGCCAAGUACAACACACGCACUUGUGCCACAGUGGUCGGUGAUACUGAGUGGGGCCACUUACAGAUGGAUGCCACCUCACUCUUCCUGCUCUUUCUAGCACAGAUGACUGCCUCGGGUUUGCACAUUGUGUACACUCAGGAUGAAGUAGAUGUGAUCCAGAAUCUGAUGUUUUACAUUGAAGCUGCAUACAAAGUGGCGGACUACGGAAUGUGGGAGCGAGGGGACAAGACUAAUCAGGGCAUCCCUGAGCUCAACGCCAGCUCCAUCGGCAUGGCCAAAGCAGCACUGGAGGCACUGGAUGAGUUGAAUCUGUUUGGGGCUAAAGGAGGGCCCAGCUCAGUGGUCCAUGCUCUGCCUGAUGACAUCCAGCACUGUCAGUCCAUUCUUAACUCCAUGUUGCCCAGAGCGUCCACAUCGAAAGAAGUAGAUGCUGGCGUUCUCGCCAUUAUCUCAUAUCCAGCCUUUGCUGUGGAGGACAUGGAAUUAGUCAACAUCACCAAAGAGGAAAUCAUUUCCAAACUACAGGGGCGAUAUGGUUGCUGUCGGUUUCUCAGAGAUGGUCAUAAAACCCCUAAGGAGGAUCCCAAUAGGCUGUAUUAUGAAUCUGCUGAGUUGAAGCUGUUUGAGAACAUUGAAUGUGAGUGGCCUCUCUUCUGGACCUACCUCAUCCUUGAUGGCAUCUUUCUAAACAACCAAGAGCAGGUGCAGGAAUACAGAGAGGCACUGGAUGGUAUACUAAUCAAACAGAAGGAUGGGAUACGUCUGCUACCCGAACUCUACAGUGUCCCUCCUGAUCGGGUAGAUGAGGAGUAUGAGAAUCCUCACUCUGUAGAGAGGAUCCCUAUGGGCAAGUGCCCUCUAAAGUGGGGCCAGUCACUGUACAUUCUGGGAAAUCUGUUGGCAGAGGGCUUCCUGGCCCCUGGAGAAAUAGACCCACUCAACCGCAGAUUCUCCACCAUCCCCAAGCCUGAUGUGGUUGUCCAAGUGUGCAUUCUGGCAGAAAAUGAUGAGAUUAAGGCAUUGCUACUGAAGAAUGGGAUAGAGGUGGAUACAGUGGCAGACAUCCACCCCAUCAGAGUGCAACCUUCUCGAGUUCUUGGUUACAUUUACGCCCGACUAGGACGUAAUCAGAGGCUGGGGCUGACUGGCAGGCCAUAUCGCAGGAUUGGUGUAUUGGGGACCUCCAAGCUCUACAUCAUCCGCAACACUAUCUUCACCUUUACACCUCAGUUCAUUGAUCACCAGCAGUUUUACUUGGCCCUUGAUAACAGGAUGAUUGUGGAGAUGCUACGUACUGAUCUUUCCUACUUGUCCUCUCGCUGGAGAAUGACAGGCCGGCCUACUGUCACCUUCCCUGUCUCCCAGACCAUGCUCACUGAGAACCACACAGACUUGGACCCUGUAGUACUGGCCACUCUGAACAAACUUCAGGAUGGCUACUAUGGAGGAGCAAGGAUACAGACAGGAAAGUUGUCGGAGUUCUUGACCACGUCCUGUUUUGCUCAUCUGAGCUUCUUGGAUAGUGGUAAGCCUCGCUCCAGCAGUCUGAGCUGGGGCAAGGAUGAGGAUGAUGAGUACAGCUUCCAUAAUGAAGGCACUAUGCAUAAUCUCGACAUUAGUGAUGAUGGAGAUGAUCUUGCACAGUAUUUGGAUCAGCUUUUGACCACUGCAGUGCCUCAGCGGGGGAUGAGAGCAGAGGACAAGGCCAGCGGGCUCUGCCGUUUCAGAGCUGCAGCCAAUCAAACAAGAGAGAUAGUGUCUUUAGUCCACAAGGCCAGAGAUCUCCAGCUACAUAAUGUGCAAAUGUAUCUGCCCACCAAGCUCUUUCGAUCACCUCAACCAUCUCUUAAUUUAAAAGACUCCUCUAGACCAGAACCAAGCCAGGGUCCAGAGAUGUUUGUGUCGUCAGAUUUAAACCUGCCCCGUGAUGCUAAUGGAGCUAUAGAUUACAUGGCUCUGGCCCAGCUGCUUAAGGAUACACAGGGUCUCCAAGACCAGGCGGACAUCCUAUACAUCCUCUUCAAAGACAAGGGGAUGGAUUGGGACACACAGCUGUAUGGUAAAGGCACUACAGUGCACAGGCUGCUGAUGGAGCUGUAUGAAAAGGCAGGAGACCUGCGCUGCUGGGGCCUCAUCCGUAUGAUCUCUGGCAUGCUACGCAAAAAAGUGGAGGAGCUUGACUGGGCCUGUUCUGAUUUGCUGGCUCAUCAGAAGCACUUAACGGUGGGUUUACCUCCUGAACCGAGGGAAAAGACCAUCACUGCGCCAAUGCCACCGGACCUGCUGGCUAAACUUAUAGAUGAAGCCAGUGAGAACAACAUAACAAUCUCUAUCCUCACCCAGGAGAUCAUGGUGUACCUGGCGAUGAAAAUCAGGACACAGCCAGGUCUGUUCAGUGAGAUGUUUAGGCUGAGGAUUGGCCUCAUCAUUCAGGUCAUGGCUACUGAACUGGCCCAGUCUCUUAACUGUUCAGAUGAGGAAGCCACAGAAAGUCUGAUGAGUUUGAGUCCUUCUGAGCUGAAGAAUCUUUUACAUCACAUCCUCAGUGGCAAAGAGUUUGGUGUGCAGAGGCAUGUGGAUACAGGUGUGAGUCCUGCCAUCUCUAUCCAUGAAGUCGGCCAUGUGGGUGCCACCAAAAGUGAGCGUGCUGGCAUCAGCAAACUGAAAAGUGAUAUGAAGAUGCUGGAAGACAGGAGAUUGUCUUGGUCGGCUCAGAGUAAGACCUUUUCAGCACAGUCCUUUGAUACUGACCACACAGAGUCUGUUAUGCACCGUCUGACUUCAUUCGAGUCAUUUGAUGGCUCUGUGAGUGUUCCAGUUGCGCUGGAUAGCCGCCAGGGCCAGUGGCUUCGCAGGAGGAGGCUGGAUGGAGCCCUCAACAGAGUGCCAGUGGGAUUUUAUCAGAAAGUCUGGAAGAUUCUGCAGAAGUGUCAUGGGCUGUCGAUAGAAGGCUUUGUGCUCCCAUCAUCCACUACAAGAGAGAUGACGCCAGGUGAGAUUAAGUUUGCGGUGCAUGUGGAGACAGUACUGAACAGAGUGCCUCAGCCCGAGUACAGGCAGCUGCUAGUGGAGGCAAUCCUGGUGCUCACCAUGCUGGCUGACGUCGAUAUCCAAAGCUUUGGCAGCAUCAUCCACGUGGAGAAGAUCGUCCACAUCGCAAAUGACAUGUUCUACCAGGACCAGAAAGCUCUUAAUGCUGAAGAGAACAUUUUAGAAAGGGACACAUCCACAGGCAUCUGUCGGCUCCUGUACGAUAGCGCACCCAGUGGCCGCUUUGGCACAAUGACGUACCUCACAAAGGCAGUGGCUACCUACGUACAGGACUUUCUGCCCAGUGGCUCAUGUGCUUUGCAGUGAUGUAAUGUCUUAAGAGUAGAGACAUUUUAAAGAAGUCAAAGAAACUCAUAUCGGUUUAGGUCAUUGUACAAUAUUUAAACAUUCAUGGCUUUCAGGCAGUAAAGCAUUACGCUGAUGGAGAAGAUGGUAGUUUUCAGUUUUCAUAGCCAUUGUGUGUGAGUAAUAGCAGAGUUUCUCUGUGAGUGCAUUUAACUGUGUGUGUACAUUAUUUCAUUAUAUCAUGUACUGUUUGUUUACUGAUCAUAUUUGGAUGAGGUUGGUUGCAUGAAAGUACUGUUGUCAGUGCGGCAGCUUUUCUGUCAGACUAAGAGAAGAGUUCUCUCUUUCAUUCUCCCUUUCAUUUUUUCCUUUUUUAACACAUAACAGUCUCAAAUCAUAUGGCAUCAACCAACAGUCUAAUCAUUGUGAUUAGACUGUCUAAUAAGUUACAAAGGAAUAUUUUAUGUAUGGAGUUUGAUUUUUUUUUUCCUUGCGCAGUAUGUUUACUUGUCAUCUAGUUCUGUAUAAUUCAGACAGCAUGAUGACUUUUACUAGUUAAAACAUUAUUUUAAGUACUUCAGCUUCAUCAGAGAAAUAAGUUCUUUUUAAAGCAAAUACUUUGCACACUUUGAACAUAAUAUAGAAGCUAGUAAAUAAAAUAAAUAAUUUGUGUGCCUAAAAUAUGUUUUCAUAUAUGGUGAAAUAAAUAAAAAAUAGAUAUCUUG